CACCAUUCAGACAAGUUGCCAAGUUGGACAACAACGUCACUGCUCGCACAGUCUGUUUUUGCAUUUAUUCUUGUUACUUUGUCAUCUUUCAUCAAGCCUGUGACUUGAAAGUGAAGAUGGGCAGCGACAUCACCUUCCUGCGCUUUGGAGAGCUUCCCUUUGAGAUCCGGGAACAGAUAUGGCAAUAUGCCUUGCCGGAUGGCCAAAAUGUUGUUAUCAUUGGAGGACCACUAAGAUGGGAUUCCCGCUAUCCCUGUAUUAAGAACCCCUGGAAUCAAAAGGAUCCUCACAAUGGAAAUCUUGCCUCUUACCAACCUCCAGCUUUACUUCACGCCUGCCAGCAGUCUCGGGCUAUAGGAUUGAAGACAUACCCCAGAUGCUUCAACAAGCAACUCGGCAAACCAGUCUUGUUCAACUUAUCUAGAGAUCUCCUCCUUUUUUCAGACGAUUAUUCAUUCAACCGUUUCCUCAAGACAACAUUCAACACGUUUGGCAUGAAUGACUUUGGCCUUCCCGUUGACCUCCGCUUUUUGGGAAUAUGUGGGCCCAUCCGAUGCGAACCGGCUCAUUACGAGACUACUCACAGUCGACUCUAUCUCUUUGACCGUCUUGAAGAGUUGAUAUUGGAGAAUCAAACACCACUUCCAAAUGAUGAAGUAGAUCUCCCGUUUGUGGAGGACCUGAAGGAGGAUCUUAAACUUCCAAAGGUCUCCUUUCUCUCCUUGGAGGAAAUCAAGCGAAGGGCAAGACAAGCCGCAUAAUAAGCAGAGAAGGGAGACUAUCGGAAGCCCAAGGUCUUGUAAUUAUGAGAAUUGCGAGGGCGUACCCACCAACAAGGCUGUAGUCCGGGUCGGCGAGGAUCUUUAUCCCACU
Molecule: messenger RNA, 873 nt
Organism: Hyaloscypha bicolor E
Lineage: Eukaryota; Fungi; Ascomycota; Leotiomycetes; Helotiales; Hyaloscyphaceae
Exons: 2
Coding region: 117-761 (214 amino acids)
Source: RefSeq, a predicted model, not a curated record